AUGGGUCUCAGCAGAGCUUCGCUGGGCUUUUUGGGCCUGUUCUUUAUGGCAGGUUCCAUCUUGCUGAUCUUCCUCACUCUCUUGGCUGGCACGCGCAAUACCACACCGCUUAACCAGGUCUACUUCCUCCAAGCCGAUACAAGCAAUAUCGCAGGCGCUCCAGCAACUUCGCGCUGGACCUUCUGGAACCUCUGCGGAGUGACGGAUGGCAAGAAUGACUGUGGGAAAUCUCACCCCGACUUCCCCUUCGACCCCCCAAGUCACCGUAACUUCGAUACGACCGAAAAUGUUCCUGAGCAGUUCAUCGGGACAAAGCACUACUUCUUGAUGUCGCGGUUCAUGUUCCCCUUCAUCAUCAUCGGCCUGUUCUUCGCCGUGCUCUCUCUCUUCACGGGCCUGCUGGCCAUGUGCACGCGCAUCGCCAGCUACCUGUCUGGCUUCCUGGCCUGGCUCGCCCUGACGUUCCAGGUCAUCACGACCUGUCUGAUGACUGCCGUCUUUGUUCAGGGCCGCGAUGCCUUCAAGAGCAACGGCCAGACUGCCAAGGUCGGCGUCAAGGCAUUCGCCUUCAUGUGGACUGCAUCUGCCUGUCUCUUCUUGUCCUGUCUGAUGUACUGCCUCGGCGGUGCCGUGGGACGGAAAGACCGCAGUGGCUACAGUGGCCGCAAGGAGCGUCGCCGUGGUUUCUUCUCGUCUCAGCGCUCGAACAGCGUGAAGAGCCAGAAGAAGGAAACCACCAACUACGCUUAA
Molecule: messenger RNA, 750 nt
Organism: Penicillium olsonii
Lineage: Eukaryota; Fungi; Ascomycota; Eurotiomycetes; Eurotiales; Aspergillaceae
Source: the annotation of a GenBank genome assembly